This is a messenger RNA of Venturia canescens, 2749 nucleotides long. RefSeq names its product RNA polymerase II subunit A C-terminal domain phosphatase Fcp1 (gene Fcp1). The transcript is spliced from 7 exons. Gene Ontology annotation, molecular function: RNA polymerase II CTD heptapeptide repeat phosphatase activity. The record is from RefSeq and is a predicted model, not a curated record. Gene Ontology annotation, cellular component: nucleus. The coding region runs from base 117 to 2561 and encodes 814 amino acids. Lineage: Eukaryota; Metazoa; Arthropoda; Insecta; Hymenoptera; Ichneumonidae.
GCAUUUAUUAAAAUUAGGCUUUCGUGAAUGUUCAUUGAAUUAAGUGGGAUAAGUUGAAAUGGCGACAAUCGAUCAUUAGAUCGUCGUUAGCAUUUAUUGUAAUUCCAUUUUUGUGAAUGUUCAUUGAAUUUAGUGAAAUAAGUCGAAAAAUGGCGACGAUCGAUAUACCAUUUCCAAAUGCAAAUCAACCGGGCAAGUUAUUGAAGUGGCGAGUUAACAAAGGUACAAUGGUAUCAGUGGGUCGUAUCUUACUUGUGUACAAAUGUGUCGGCGAUGCGACCGAGAAGAAACUUCGAGCAACACAAUUCGGCCGUGUUACAAAAUUGCAUUACAAAGAAGGCGAUACGAUACAACCUGGGCAAGUGUUACUGUCACUGGUCGGAUGUAAGCACCCAACGGUGAUGAAAGAUCUGUGUGCAGAAUGUGGUGCUGACCUCAGACAAGAAGCUGAGAAGAGAGGAGGACAAACAGGCGCCGUUACAGAAGCUAGCGUACCGAUGGUGCACAGCAUACCGGAGUUGAAAGUGUGUCCCGAAUUGGCUGAAAAAAUUGGCAAAGAGGAUGAACAGAGAUUACUGCAGGAUAGAAAAUUAGCACUCUUGGUUGAUCUUGAUCAGACUAUUGUUCAUACAACCAAUGACAAUGUACCGGCAAAUAUGAAGGACGUAUUUCAUUAUCAAUUGUAUGGACCAAAUUCACCCUGGUAUCAUACUCGUCUGAGACCAGGAACUCGUCAUUUUUUAUCAGAAAUGAGUAGGUUGUACGAGCUCCACAUUUGCACGUUCGGUGCCAGAAAUUAUGCCCAUACAGUUGCGGCUUUACUGGACAAGGAAGGAGCUUUGUUCUCACAUCGUAUUCUAUCGCGAGACGAGUGUUUUGAUCCUGCGUCGAAAACUGCUAAUCUAAAAGCAUUGUUCCCUUGCGGUGAUGAUAUGGUCUGCAUAAUAGACGAUCGUGAAGAUGUUUGGCAAGGAUGUGGCAAUCUGGUACAAGUGAAACCCUAUCAUUUUUUCCGUCAUACCGGUGACAUUCAUGCACCGCCAGGUUUGGAAAAAAAAGAUGUGAUGGAAAUUCCAGAGCCGGCUGAUGAUGUCACCACAGGAUACGGAGAUUCUACAUUGAAUACUGGAGGGGCGAAAAGCGGAGAAAAUGGAGAGGUGAUGGGAGUAAUAGAGGACGUGACAAUUGGCGAAGAAGUUUUGAUAAAAGAAAACUCUGAAGGAGUUAACAACAAGAAUGAAUCAGCGGAGGAGAAAAAAAUAGAAAAAACUGGACUCAAUUCCGAAAAUACGACAGAGAAAAAACCGAAAGAUAAACAGCAUCCUCAAAUUAUGGAGGAGAAAUCACAAUGUGAGGAAAGUCAUGAAAAUCCUGAACAAGAUGAAUUCGAAAAUCAACAGAAUAUCGAAAAUUCCAAGGACAAAAAACUUGAAAAUGAACACCUCGAAAAUUUGCUUCCGAAGGAAUCUGAAGUAAAACCAAGUCCUGAAAAUUGUGACCCGAAAGAGAUUAAUGAGGUAGAGCAGAACAAAGAAUCCACAAUCAUCGAAAAAACUUCUCCGACAACGAAUGAGAAUUCUAAGAACGAAGAAGUUGAUCACGAGGAUCAUGACGAUUAUCUGUUGUACCUUGAAGACAUAUUACGUAAAAUUCAUGCAGAAUUUUACGAGCAUCUAGAUCAAGGAAAAGGGAGAAAAUCGCUCCGCGAAAUAAUACCAAGGGUUAGAGCCAGAGUUCUUAAAGGAUUGUGCUUAACAUUUAGUGGUUUGAUACCGACCCACCAGAAACUCCAUCAGAGUCGAGUGUACAAAGUCGCUAAAGCGUUUGGUGCUGAAGUUACUCAGGAUUUGACGGACAAAACGACACAUUUAGUUGCGAUAAAGCCCGGUACGGCGAAAGCAAAUGCCGCGAAAAAGAACAAGAAUAUAAAAAUCGUGAAUCCCGACUGGCUAUGGUUGAGUGCGGAACGUUGGGAACGAGUGGACGAAAGAUUAUUUCCACUAACAGCAAAAGCAAGAGCGUCAAGAAUACCACCGCCUCAUUGUAGCAGUCCCGAACGUGUAGAAGAACCCCAAAACGAAGUCAUAGACAGUUUUGCUGACAGUAUAAAUCCCCUGAUGUCAUUCAGCGCUGAAGAAAUAGAAAAUAUGGAUAAAGAAGUUGACGAGGAUAUGGAUGAUCCAGACAUGGACUACACGGGGAUGGAAUUCGAUGAAUUUAGCAAUAAAAGAAUGCUCGAUGAAAAUUCAGAUUCGGAAGGCUCGGACAACGACGCUAAUCGAAAAGCGAAGCGAAAAAAAGUAUCAAAGGAAAGUUCAUCGGAGGAUUCUUCAGAUGAAAAGGACAAAUAUAUUUUUCAGCGUUAUCACAAAGAGGACGAGGAAGGAGAUGACGACGACGAUCCCGUGACGAGGUUUAGAAGGGGUGAAGAUUUGCCGGACGAUCUCGAUCUUGGUGACAAUUCGCAAGAUUCAAUUGGGGAUCCACCAGGAGAUGAAGGGGACGAACGUGAAUGGAACGCACUGGGCGCUGCGUUAGAGCGGGAAUUCUUAACUGAAUGAUGCUCGAUAUUUUCUGUUUGUAAUUAUAAUUGGAAACGUUAUGAAAACGUAUUCAUCGAAUGGAUUAAUUUGGUUCAAUUGUAAAUUAAAUUUAAACCUUAGAGGUCAACGUUUGCGACAUGAAAAUUCAAUGUUUUUUCAAAUACCAGUGGAAAUUUUAUAGCAGCAAAUACAGAGAUUGAAAAAUA